Oryza sativa Japonica Group (Japanese rice) is the source of this 1520-nucleotide messenger RNA. RefSeq lists its product as uncharacterized. NCBI's taxonomy places the organism in Eukaryota, Viridiplantae, Streptophyta, Magnoliopsida, Poales, Poaceae. Gene Ontology annotation, cellular component: chloroplast. The record is from RefSeq and is a predicted model, not a curated record.
UGCUAUUGCUUGCUGGGUCAAAGUCGUAACUCGGCAACCACUGCGCGUGCCAACAACCCCCACCACCACCACCACCAUCUUCUCUUCUCUUCUCUUCUCUUGUUUCUUCCCAUCCCAUCCUCUUCUCCUCCGCAUUUUGCUCUUCAUUCAUUUGUGCUGUGCUCUCCACGCGCCCUCGCCUCUCUUUCCUCCGAUCCUCCGCUUCGUUCGAAUCCCACAGGUCAGUUUGUGGUGUUCAUAUGGAUCCCUUUUUCCGCAGAGCUUCCAGUGACCCCUUGUGCUUGGAAGACAACUCCGUCCAACAUGGAAUUGAAAGAUGCCCAUUCCUAAGGAACAUCAAUGAGCCUACAAGUUUUUCAUUCUCGUCCGUUAAUUUUCCUGUUCCUGCAAGAGGAGACAAGGGUCCAAUUUUUGAAGAUGGACCCAAUUUUGACAUGGCAUUUCGAGUUUUCCAUGGCCAAGAUGGGGUUGUUCCACUUUCACAUGGAUCAUUUGAGCGAUUUGAGAAGCCAAUGCCAAAGCCCAAUCCUGAAUUUAACCCCUUGGCUGCUAAAGCAGCUACCAUCAGUCUCUCUGCAUUUGGAGGUUUUUUCAGCUUUGGUGAUUUCUCAAAUAAGCGCAAUAAGAAGAAUAGUAACCAAAAGAAGCCCAACAACCUUCCCCAGAACGGAGGUCAGCCUAAUAACCAUGAAGCACUGAGCAAUGAGUGGCUGGAAAUGGGUCAAUGCCCCCUGGCAAAGUCGUACAGGGCAUUAAGUGGUGUCGUGCCCCUCGUCGCAAAGAUGAUGACACCCCCGGCUGGUAUGAAACUGAGAUGCCCACCUGCAGUAGUUGCCGCCCGUGCAGCACUAUCACGCACAGCCUUUGCCAAGGGGCUUCGUCCUCAGCCCCUACCGACGAAAAUACUGGUGAUGGCGUUGCUUGGUAUGGCAGCAAACGUUCCCCUUGGCAUCUGGAGGGAGCACACGGAGAAAUUCUCAGUGCAGUGGUUUGCCGCAGUCCAUGCGGCGGUACCUUUCAUAGGCAUGCUCAGGAAGUCUGUGCUGAUGCCAAAGACAGCCAUGGCGCUUACCAUAGCUGCCUCAAUAUUGGGUCAGACAAUUGGUUCGAGAGCUGAGCGUAUCAGAUUGAAGAGGGCAGCAAAGGUUGCUGCUGGUAGCCAGGGUGAUGCUAGCACCAGAAUGAGCCUGAAAACCGGGAGAUACACUGAUGAUGUCCAGUUCUGGGAUCCGCUUGCCCUCAGAGUUGAGAGUACCAUAGGAACAGGAACUCCGGUUCUUGUUCCAACUUUCCAUUGAUGAUGUGCCUUGGGUUUGUUUCUUCGGUCGAUUAUUGUUGUAUUCAUUGUGUUGUGCCUUAGUCUUUAUACUAAAUAUUACGUUGGAUGCUUCUCCCAUGAAUCUGGGGUCCAAAUUUCAGUGUACAAUAAAUUGCACGUGUACAUUUCCGAAAACAAGUGUUACUAGUGCGCUAAGAAAUACGCUUAGAGCUGAGAACUAAGAUGAUGUCCUUGAAUUCGA